Molecule: messenger RNA, 1602 nt
Organism: Arabis nemorensis
Lineage: Eukaryota; Viridiplantae; Streptophyta; Magnoliopsida; Brassicales; Brassicaceae
Source: the annotation of a GenBank genome assembly
AUGGCGAUUAAGCUUGCACUUGUAAUCACACUCUUUGUAGCCUUAUGGGAUGCUUCAAUGGGAAGAUCUCUUCCAUUUUCGACAAAACCACUUGAUCGUUAUAGUUUUCCUCCUGAUUUUACUUUUGGUGUUGCUUCUGCAGCUUAUCAGUAUGAAGGUGCAAUUGAAGAAGGAGGGAGGACACCGAGCAUUUGGGACUCAUUCACGCAUGCAUUUCCAGAGAGGACUAAUAUGGAUAAUGGAGAUAUUGCCGUUGAUUUUUAUCAUCGUUACAAGGAUGACAUCAAAUUGAUCAAAGAAAUGAAUAUGGAUACAUUCAGAUUCUCCAUCUCCUGGUCAAGAAUAUUACCAAGUGGCAAACUAAGUGGUGGGGUAAACAGUGAAGGAAUUCAAUUUUACAAAAAUGUUAUUGAUGAACUUAUCGAGAACGGCAUAAAACCUAUUGUAACUAUCUACCAUUGGGAUAUCCCUCAAGUUUUAGACGAUGAGUAUGGUGGUUUCUUAAGCCCUAGGAUCAUUGAUGAUUACCGGAACUACGCUAAAUUGUGCUUCGAAGAAUUCGGUGAAAAAGUUGAUAUGUGGAUAACUGUCAACGAACCAUAUGUUUAUAGUGUUGCGGGUUAUGACAGUGGUAGUAAAGCCAUGGGACGAUGCUCGAAAUGGGUAAACAGCUUAUGUGUUGCUGGUGAUUCGAGCACGGAACCUUACCUAGUCUCUCAUCACCUCCUUCUAGCUCAUGCCGCAGCUGUUGAAGAGUUUAGAAAUUGUGACAAGAUUUCAAAAGAUGCUAAGAUUGGUAUAGUGUUAUCUCCUAUGUGGUUCGAACCUUAUGAUAUUAAUUCCCAAGCGGAUAAAGAAGCAGUUGAACGAGCUCUUGCCACCUAUAUUGGUUGGCAUCUUGAUCCUCUAAUCUUUGGAGAUUAUCCAGAAACGAUGAAGAAAAACGCUGAAAAUAGAUUGCCUUCUUUUACGAAAGAACAAGCAGACAUGCUCAAAAAUUCAUUUGAUUUUAUUGGAAUAAACUACUAUACUGCCCAAUUCGUCGCUCACAAGCUUCAUACUGACCUUUCACGACUUCGUUUCUCCACGGAUCAACACCUUGAAUACAAAAGAACAAACCGUAGCGGCGAUCACAUCUCUUCAAAAUCGGAUGGAUCAAAACUUCUUUAUUCAUAUCCUCAAGGAUUUCGAAAUAUUUUAAAUUACAUUAAAAAUAAAUAUAACAAUCCAACGAUUUACAUAACUGAAAACGGAUUUGAUGACUACGAUCUUGGCCAGCUUCCACGUGAAGAAAUAUUAAAGGACACACAGAGAAUCGAAUACCAUGAACAACAUUUUCAACAACUCCACAAAGCUAUCACUGAGGAUGGGUGUGACGUCAGAGGCUAUCUGGCAUGGUCAUUGUUGGAUAACUUUGAAUGGGAACAUGGAUACGCCGGGAGGUUCGGUCUUUAUUAUAUUGACUAUACAAACGAUCUAAAACGAUACGCUAAAGAUUCUGCAAAAUGGUUCAAACAUUUCCUCAAAAGAUCAGAAAAAUCGACAAUGUUGGGUCGGUUUAAGAGUAUCAAGAAGUGGUGGUAUGCGUUACAAAUGAUCUAA